Messenger RNA from Rubroshorea leprosula, 1466 nucleotides. NCBI's taxonomy places the organism in Eukaryota, Viridiplantae, Streptophyta, Magnoliopsida, Malvales, Dipterocarpaceae. The record is from the annotation of a GenBank genome assembly.
AUGUACGUAGUGCCAUUCUUCAACCCAAAGCCUUGGGCAAUCUCAUAUUGCAUUCUUGAUCAUACCCGGAAAAAUAUCUCAUUUCCCCCUAGAUUUAGCCACCCAUCUCUUCAUUCUCCCCAGCUUCCCUGUCAAAUCGGUCUCUACUGAAAUUCAGAUGCCUUUCUAAAUCAUUCUGCUUCCUUAUUGACAGUCCUGAUUUCAUCAAGAAGCACCUCAAAACAUCCAUGGACACCAAAACUAACCUCGAGUUAAUCCUCCCCCACGGGGGCGGAGAUGAUGGUCCCGUCGACUUAUACGCUGCAGAUUUCGACGACGGACUCAAACAAACCAUCAAACUCAACAGCCCAGUCACAGCACCAAAUCGGUACACCAUUGUUUGUGGUUCUUGUGAUGAUUUGAUUCUUUUGGGCACAAGAAAUUCAGAUAUCUGUGAGGACUUUGUUGUUUGGAAUCCCACCACUCGGCAGAGUAGAAAACUGCCGGUCUGUCCCGUCACAACCCUCCCCGGCCAAAAAUUCGUCUGUGGCGGUCUGGGGUAUGAUUCUCCUACAGACGACUACAAGGUCGUAAUGAUGGCUGCGGUUUCCGUCGCCGAUGAGGUGUUCUUUACCUUGCCGCAUUACGAUGGUCGUGUCACAUGCCAUAACCUGAUGGAUUUGGGAGGGUAUCUUCAUACGGUUAAUCUAAGCAAGUUGCCCGAAACCCACGAGUACUAUGUGUUCAAGCGUGAUGACAUUGGAACCGGAGGUAAUUGGGUGAGAGUUUUCAAGUUUGAGGAUCAAUGCGGUACCGGUUAUCUGUGGGUUACACCCUUGGCAUAUUCAAAGGAGGGGGAUUGUGUUCUCAUUUCUAAAUACCAAGAGUUCUUUUGGUAUAACAUUGAAAAGAAAACGAGAGAAAUGGUGGAACUUGAGGGGAUGCCUCGCCCUGUGAAGGGUAAGAUUUUGAGCUACGUUUGUUGGGAAAGUCUAGUUUCUCCUGAUCCUGGAGGUCAUGAUAUAUAGUACAUUUCAGUUGGCAGCUUUGGCAAGCAAAGGAAUAAGCUUGUGGAGAAAACAUUGUUUAUAUCUCCCUAGUCAAUAGCUUGUUUUUUCAGUUGUGAUGCUGUAUUAUACGUUUGUAGCCCUGUUUUUUCCAAUAGUGAUGGUAUGUUACAGGUUUGUUGGAUGCAUGAGAGGAUAGAAGAACCAGCCCCUAAAUGGACCUGAACUUGCAGCUUAUAUUUCAUGAGUAUAUCUAUUUGCUCUUUUUUUAUAUAUUUAAGUAUUAAUCCUUUAAGAGAAGUUCUUGUGAUCUAGUAGCCACCUAUGCAUUGUUAAUGGCAUUCUUAUCCUUCUAGAGGUGUGGGGUUCGAGUCCACCUCCGUGUUCUUCCUUUAAACUUGUAGUGUUGAUGCAAGUUCUGCAUUUAAGCUUGUGUGGUAAUGCAUUAUGUAUAAAAUGCAAGAAAUCUAGCAUCUUUGA